AUGACUACUCCUUCCGCUGUAUCUAACAUAAACCACCUCAGUUAUAGCCGAAGCAACUUGGUCUAUCAAGUCGAUCUUUCAGAACCCACCAGGGAAGUCUACCAUGGCUCUCGUAAGCCAGAAACUGUGGCAAUGCCCGAGCAUACCAGUCACUUGAUUAUUCGAUUUUUCAAGCCGUUUGAUACUUUCAAUGAGGACCUGCGUGUCGAGAACAAAGUAGCCGCGAUGACGGUGGCUCGGUCAGCCCUAGCAGACUCAGCUCUACACACCAUCGUCCCGCAAGUCUACGCUUGGAACAGUGGCGAGAAUGAGCCAAGUGGACAGGCAUAG
This is a messenger RNA of Aspergillus oryzae RIB40, 330 nucleotides long. RefSeq lists its product as uncharacterized. The record is from RefSeq and is a predicted model, not a curated record. Lineage: Eukaryota; Fungi; Ascomycota; Eurotiomycetes; Eurotiales; Aspergillaceae. The transcript is spliced from 2 exons. The coding region runs from base 1 to 330 and encodes 109 amino acids.